GCCCUAAUACUGUUUAUAUAUUUUGUAUAGUAAACUAAUACGCCACCUAUAAACGUGGACGAAUGCUCUGUCGCUUGUUGAUGACGUAACCAGGAACUUGAACCAGAACACGCGUUACAACUGGAGCUGUAAACACUGAAGCGUGCCUUGGAUGCCGGGCUUGAGGAAGGUAACAUCAUGGCAUCCUCACUGGGUAAACUGGGAUUCAACAAUAAGAUGAUUUUAGCACCCAUGGUGAGGGUAGGAACUCUACCUAUGAGACUUUUGGCAUUGGACUAUGGUGCAGAUAUCGUCUACUGUGAGGAACUGAUUGAUCUCAAAAUGGUUCAGUGUGAUAGGGUUGUGAAUCAUGUCUUGGAGACUGUGGACUUUAUAGCACCAGAUGAAAGGGUUAUGUUCCGCACCUGUAAUAAAGAGAAAGACCACGUUGUCUUUCAGAUGGGAACAGCUGAUCCAGAGAGAGCACUGGCAGUAGCCAAACUUGUUGAGCAUGAUGUGGCUGCUAUUGAUGUGAAUAUGGGAUGUCCAAAGGAAUACUCUACCAAGGGCGGAAUGGGAUCUGCGUUACUUUCUGACCCUGACAAGAUUGAGGCUAUUCUGACCAGACUAGUGCGGGGAAUUUCAAAACCAGUGACCUGCAAAAUCCGAAUCCUUUCCACUUUGGAGGAAACAGUGAGUUUGGUGAAAAGAAUUGAAAAAACAGGUGUAGCAGCAAUAGCAGUGCACGGCAGGAUGAAAGAGGAGAGACCAAGGCAUGCCGUCCACUGUGAUUACAUUCGAGCUGUAGCUGAAAAUGUGUCUGUUCCAGUGAUCGCAAAUGGUGGCUCUCUUGAUCCCAUAAAAACAUAUGAUGAUAUUGAGCAAUUUCGAGAGUCUACAGGAGCAUCCUCUGUCAUGUUAGCUCGGGCUGCCAUGUGGAACCCUUCUAUAUUUCGCUGCCAGGGAAUGGUGUCUGUAGAUGAGGUUAUGGAAGAAUAUGUCAAAUAUGCUGUUCGCUAUGACAACAACACAUUCAACACUAAAUACUGCCUGUGCCAGAUGUUAAGGGAUAGGGUGGAAUCGCCAAUGGGCAAACAACUUCAUGCAGCACAGACCAAUAAAGAAAUCUGUGAGGUGUUUGGAAUGAGUGAUUUCUAUAAGAAAGCCCAGGAUGAAUUGGAGGUCCGCAAAAAAGCCCUUGAUGCCAACAGCAGCAGUCUUCCAGACCAGCCUGUACUGGACGGCGAUGUCAUCACUAUGGCUAUCAAGUUUGAAAGGAGAGAGUAUCCCCCUCAGAUCACCCCAAAGAUGUACUUGUUAGAAUGGAGCAGGAAGGAAAAGCUGGAGCAGCCUUUGUAUAAAACGGAGCAACGUGCCCAAGACAGAUGUUUUCAGUCUACAGUAAUAGUGGCAAAUAAAAAGUAUAGGUCCACACUAUGGGAGAAGUCAAAGAAAUUUGCUGAACAAGCUGCUGCUAUUGUGUGUUUGCGCACUCUCGGUGUACCCGAGGGUCGUAUUGGAGAGGGCUACUCAGGACUGGUAAACAAGAGAAAAAGGGAAGAGAAAAAAAGCACCAUUUCAGAGGACAACAACAUUACAGACUUAGCACACAGGAAGAGACGGCUCACUGAGCCAUCGCAAAAAGAGGAACAAGUAUCAAAUGACAGUCUGGUAGUAGUGAAUGGCUCCUGUGGUCAGACUGUGUCUUGGCCAUGAUUAGAUGACCAUUGCUCACAUUAUGGACUCUCAACAAGGAGUGAGUCUGCUGCUGUGUGGCUGCAUUUUAUUUGCAGUGGUGCACCACAACAUAUCUGAAUCGUACAGAGACUAUUGGAGACUAUUGUAUAAAUGUUUUAAGUUCUAUUUCUCAUUAUGUUUAUAUGCAGCACAUGCUCUUAUUAUAAUGCACACCUACUUAACCUGCACAAUCUGAGCAGCCCAGAUACCCGGUAAUGCUACAACCUUUUAAUUGUCACUAUUAUUAUAAUAAAAUAAACCAACCGCAGAAUAUCUGGUCAGCCAUGGCUCUAUGGUGGUCCCUAUACAUUGAUGGAUGGAUGUAAGAGGACUGACAAAUUGCUCACAGAAAAAUGAAAAGAAAUCUACAGUAUGUAAUGUCACCUUUUUGGGAGUUGCACCCCUUAAUGUGGCAAUUAAGUUAUUUUUUUGAAUACAUGUGGUGACAUUUAGGUAAUAUUGUUGGGAAGGGUUUCUUAAUACAGGUCUUAGUGCUAACUGGGUGAGUUAGAGGAGAGAAGCAGCAAAAAGUGCAGAGUAUUAGUACUAGGAUUGAGAAACCCUGUUCUAGUCGGUAUGGAUAAUGUCCCAAUGUACCUCAUCGAAUCCUGAUAUAAGUGUAGAAUCACUGGCACAGACCACAAGGAGGCUUUUACCUGUUGACCACACAUCUAGUAUGUGGUAUAAACCAAAAACCUGCAAAUUAUGCAUUUUUUCAUCUAUUACAUGUUUCUUGGGCUUACCUGAGGCCUUAAUGGACCGGUUGUUGGGUGGCUGUUUAUUAUUUAAUCUCCGAUUACUUGAAUUAAAACAUGUUAAAUGUAUAAUGUGAUAAAUGUGGUGUUGUUGUUUUUUUAUCUUUAAUUGACUUGCACAUCACAAAAUUUCUGAAGUAUUAGACUGUAUUGUGUGUUUUUUCAAUGUAGUAUGAUGCAAACUUUACAGCAUAUAAGAAUGCUUUUCACUGAUGUACCAGUGUUUAAAGAGCGUUAAUACAGAAACCUUGACCAACUAAGUAAUAUGUUCUCAGCACUUUGAACGAUGUAGAAUAAGAGGACUGACAAACAGUGCUGUAAAUUCACGAGUUAAAUAAAGUUAUGGCUUUACUUUUCA
Molecule: messenger RNA, 2829 nt
Organism: Tachysurus fulvidraco (yellow catfish)
Lineage: Eukaryota; Metazoa; Chordata; Actinopteri; Siluriformes; Bagridae
Gene: dus2
Product: dihydrouridine synthase 2
Exons: 16
Coding region: 178-1695 (505 amino acids)
Biological process (GO): tRNA dihydrouridine synthesis
Cellular component (GO): cytoplasm
Molecular function (GO): tRNA binding; flavin adenine dinucleotide binding; tRNA dihydrouridine synthase activity
Source: RefSeq, a predicted model, not a curated record